Molecule: messenger RNA, 216 nt
Organism: Sporothrix schenckii 1099-18
Lineage: Eukaryota; Fungi; Ascomycota; Sordariomycetes; Ophiostomatales; Ophiostomataceae
Exons: 1
Coding region: 1-216 (71 amino acids)
Source: RefSeq, a predicted model, not a curated record
AUGGCGCCGGCGGCGCGGGACACGCCGUUCCGCUCGGCGGACAUGAGCAUGGUGCAGCUCUACAUCUCGAACGAGAUUGGACGGGAGGUUGUCAACGCAUUGGGCGAGAUCGGACUCGUGCAGUUCCGGGAUGUACGUUUUGCACAUCGGUUUGAGGACGGCGGUGGAAUCUGGGCUGUUGGUCAUGGAGCCCUUGGGUGUGCGGCUGGAUACUGA